Aspergillus ruber CBS 135680 is the source of this 1170-nucleotide messenger RNA. Its product is annotated as cysteine hydrolase family protein. The transcript is spliced from 4 exons. NCBI's taxonomy places the organism in Eukaryota, Fungi, Ascomycota, Eurotiomycetes, Eurotiales, Aspergillaceae. The record is from RefSeq and is a predicted model, not a curated record. Bases 1 to 1170 code for a protein of 389 amino acids.
AUGGCCGACCCCACCGAUCUAAAUCUCGACGCGCCUAGCGACCUUCAGGACAUCCCUGAUAUGCCAAUGCAGCAGUUGGUUCCUCCUCCGGAAGGCACCUAUCCUGACAAGGACACAUUGCUGCAGGCCGUGCAAGGCCAUGGAAAAGCUCAUGGAUACAAUGUGGUCGUCAAGUCCUCGAGCACUCCAACCGAAAAGAAGCCUGGACGCACCGCCAAGGUGUGGCUACGGUGCGAUCGCGGUGGACACUAUCGUCCGCGCAAUGGUCUGACAGAGGAGACAAGAAAACGGCGCAGAACGUCGCGGUUAAUGGAUUGUCCAUUUAUGCUGGUUGCAGCUGGUACUCCUGGUAUUUGGACAUUGACCGUUCUAAACCCAACGCACAAUCAUGGCCCAAUUAUCGAAAAGCCCCGACAAUUGCCCCAUCACAAAGUGCGAAAGGGCCAAAUUGCGUCCAUCCCGUACGAUUGGCCACAUGAUGCCACUCUCACGCCCUAUACGACUGCUUUGAUAGUGAUUGACAUGCAAAAGGACUUCUGCGCAUCAGGUGGUUACAUGGAGUAUCAAGGAUACGACAUAUCCGCUUCCCAAGAAAUCGUCCCUAGGAUUCAGCAUUUAUUGGACACUUUUCGUUCAGCUGGCUUCCCAAUCUACCACACACGAGAAGGCCACCGUCCUGAUUUAUCUACUUUAUCCAGUCGAGAAACCUAUCGGUCUAGGAACAACGCUUCGGGACUCGGGAUCGGGUCCUCUGGCCCGCUAGGCCGUCUCCUGAUCCGCGGAGAAGUGGGCCACGAUACGAUAGACGAACUAUACCCGAUCCCUGGUGAACCGGUCAUCGACAAGCCGGGGAAAGGCGCUUUUUCGUACACGGACUUCGAACUUUUACUCCGAAACAAGGGAGUUAAGAACCUUGUCUUAACAGGAGUCACGACUGACGUGUGUAUAUCUACGACCAUGCGUGAAGCCAAUGAUCGAGGAUUCGACUGCGUCGUGAUGGAGGAUGCCUCCGCUGCCAGUGACCCGUCCCUUCACAUUAGCACCUUGGAAUCGGUCAAGAUGGAGGGCGGAAUUUUUGGUGCAGUAGCUAAGACAGAAGAUUUGGUGCACGCGGUUGAGAACUUCAAAGCUAUCACUGUGAAGAAGCUGGCUCCGCAGAUGACGGGUUGA